This is a messenger RNA of Durusdinium trenchii, 836 nucleotides long. The record is from the annotation of a GenBank genome assembly. NCBI's taxonomy places the organism in Eukaryota, Dinophyceae, Suessiales, Symbiodiniaceae.
GGUCCUUGCUGCAUGUUUGGAUGCAGCAGGUGCUGUCAUCGCCUCCGCCUGGGUGGAUCAAUCCUUCCAGGCUCAGAAAGAGGAGUUGGCCCAGGCGGCUCGGGAGGUCCUGCAGGACGCCAGCGCGCCCAGCGAGGCACGCGCCAGCGCCCAUCACUUCUAUGCACGUGUGGCUUUGGCGUGCUUCGAAGAGUUUGCGCCCACUCUGGAGGUGGUCUUGCCACCGGCGCUCGAAGCCUUAAGACCCGAAAACAGCGAAUGCCUGGCCGUCAAGCCUGGGCGCGGCGUUCGAACGGGUGGACACGAGGAGCGUCUGGCGGCCUUGGAAGCUCUGGGCAGCUAUGCGGCUGCCCUGGGUGCCAGGUUCGCACCACACCUACCAUCGGCGCUGCCGGCGGUGUGCUCACAGGCUCAACAUCCCCGAGUGGAAGUGCGUGCUGGCGCAGCCAUGGCCCUCGAGCGCAUGGCCCGAGUCUUGGGAGAUCUGGCGCAAGGCCUUCCAUCCAGUGACCAAGCAGCGGCAUCCAGAUUGGCGGAGGCGGUGGUGGCCUCGUUGUGCGAAAUCCUGAAGCAGCCGGGCUCCAAAGCCUUGAGAUGUACCUUGCAGGCCAAGGAGGAUUUGGAUUGCUGCCCGGGCUUUUGGACUUUGGCGGGCCAGUCCGCCGCUGCCUCCCUGGCGGCUGCUGCAGGAUCGCGUCGCUCGGAGGAUGUGGAAGAUUCGGAGGAUGAGGAGCAAGAGGACGAGGACGAUGAUUGAUUGAAUUACAAGAAAAUAUUUUACAUAAUAGUAAGGGCUCCGCCCUGGUGCCGCCGACCCUUUAAUGAAAAGACAUUGA